AGCUAUACCAAUUAGGAAGUGUUGAAUUCAACUUGUAGAUUUAUCUUAUGUCCGGUCAACCAGAAAAACAAGUGAAAGCUUGAUAAUAUUUUAUAAUGCUUUUGGAUUUACUCCAAAAUAAUCAAGAUUGAGUGAUUUGCAAAUGAUAUCCUAACCUGUAGUUUUGAAUCAAUACUCAAAAUGACUUCACAAACAGAAAAAGAGUUUGCUGAUUAUGAUGGCAACAAUUGUUGGAACGAAGUUUUUCAAGUAAUUUUUUCUUUAAAAAAAAUAAAUAAAAAUAGCCGAUAUGAUUUAUGAUAAAGUGCCACAUAUAUUGCCUCUUAGUCUUAGUUGUCUUAGUGUUAGUCAUUACUAACUAAGGGCCAGUCCUGAGCCUAUUAAAAAAAAAAAAGCUAAGACAAUGAAAUCAAUGAAAAUAAUUCAUACAGUUGUGAAGUUUUUCCAUAACCAUAAGUCAUAAGUUCAUAGUCCCACCACGUCCUGAUACAAAAAGGCUUAUUUUGAAUCCAUCAGUCAGAAAUGAAAGUGAAAAAGCAUUGUCUGAACUGAACAUUUAAAGUCUGAAAGUUUGAAAGUGAAUGACUGUCACUGAGUCAGGGACUCAGUCCAUGUGAAGCUUUAACUCAUCUGUUCCCUGUACGCCCUAUGCCCUAAUUAAUAAUUAGUAGGAAUAGGUAAUAAUUAGUAAUUUAUAGUAGGGUACCUACCUAAAGUUAAAGUGACAAUUAAAAAAAAAAAUCAUUUUGGCCUAUAUAGCCUAUAAGCAUUUUGUCGCCAUGGGUGUAAAAAAAAUAUAAAUAUUUGUGGCUACACGUACAACUCUUGUCUUUGAGGCAUUUAACAAAAAUUAAUAAUUAUGAUGCAUUUUUGGAUGAAUUAUAUAUUUUCAAGAUUCAAAACCUGUACUGGACUUGUAAAAACAGUAUGAAUAGUCUACUGUACAGGUACCCAUGCUCAUGUCCAUACUAUUUUAUUCACAGGCUGUCACAGGGCUUGAACUGUAACAGCUUGAAUGCAGACUUUAUUAUUUCAUACUUAUUGACACUUGAAGUAUAUAUAUUAUUAUAAUUAUUACAGUGAUCCUUCUUCUAAUGUGGGUUCACUUUUUUCGUGGUAUCACUGUAUGGCACAUUUUUUUCUUGUUAAUAUAAUAUAUCUUAAUCUAAUUUUGUAUCGCAGAUUUUUAACUAUAACGCAGGAUUUUGCAGUAUAUAGGUAUUUUUAUAUAUUUAUUAUUUUAACUAUUUUUGCGGUAAAAUAAGCAUUUUCUGGCUUAAAAACUUGAAAAUAAUAUAAAAAAUAUAUUAAAUAUUAAUUUAAAAAACUUAAAGAAUAUUUAACCGAACCCCUAGAAUAGACGAGGGGGCACUGUUUGAUAUAAUUCUAAUAGAAUCUAGUUUACUAAAACUAAUAGUAUCGGUAAUAAUAUCUAAAUUAUCUUGAAAUGUUAGCCAUUACGAUAUGGCAUAUUUCCUUUACAACCCCCCUAUUGUCACAAAAAGUACCCCCCCCCCUCCCAUGUGACACAUCAUCAUUAGUGAAUGCCCCUCAGGGGUCACAUAACAAUAUGCCAAGGGUCGAUUGAGAACUUCAGAAAUUAGUACAUUUGUAUUUUUUAGUUUCUUAUUGACAGCACACUGUGACGACACUAUAGCUAAAAAAAACCAAAAAAACUUUGAUUCAUUUGGGAGAUAUCAGCAGCUAAUCUCUGACCACCUUUAACUUCCAGCUUCUCAAAAGCUAGGAGUAAGCCUGGUUGUGGGUUGCCACAUUUGGCAAAUGUUAUAAAAGUUUCAUGGCACUGUAAAUGUUGAAAACCACUGGCCUAGCCUCUAUAAUUAAGAAAAUGCUUCUUGUAUGUUGGAAGUGUACAUAGUGUAUAUCAAUUCAUACCUAUCACACCUAUGUGGUACACAUCUUUGUUUUCAAUUGUUGGUAGUGAUAAAUAUAAAUCUGAAAAUUAACCUGUUCUUUCACUGUUAAAUUAGGACUUUUGCUUCUUUUAUGUUUAAAAAUUAAAUACAUGACACCACCUUUGCUUCAUAAUUUUUUUUUUAAUCAGGUUCUGACUGCUAAACAUUUCUUGAAUUUAAAUACUGAAACAGUAUUGUACUGUGUACAUGUAAAUGAAAGUUUAAAAAAAAUCUUAACUAUCAAAAUAAUAAUCCUGGAUAUUUGAGACCAUUUUGGAAUAUUUGUUGAUCCUUAGUUUGUUGUUUCAUGACUUUGACUGGGAUGACUGUUAAAUUGAGUAUGUCUUUUUACACAAAUAAAUUAAAUUGUGUUAAGUAAUGUAUGUGAAUCUUAAUUCAGAGGCUAAAAAAUGAAUCAUCUCUUCUGACACUGGGUGAUGAAUAUUCUACAAAAGAAGCCAGAGAUCCAGACAACCGUCGUAAGAAUCGCUACAGAGAUGUUAGCCCAUGUAAGUAUACAAUUAACAAUAUAAAUCCUAUCGGGUGCAUAAAAUAUAACAGUGACUUCAAUGGUUAGCAUUAUUGAAAUGUUUAGAAACAGGACAAAGGGAUGGUUUAUUGAUGCUGUACAGGUGUUCUCUAAAACGUCUCCAAGGUGAUGAACUGUCUCCCCUAUGUAUAAUUUUCGGAAUAUUUUUACAAAGGAUGGUGUAAAUCACAUAGCAACUUGUUCUAGUAAUUUUUGAUUCCGAAUAUUUCCUGAGGGAAAGUGACCGUAUCAGCUUUAAUCCACUUAGGGACAUGUGUUACAGUGGCUACGGUUGCAACUUUUGGUGCUGAUAUGUGCUUUUAAAGCAGCGAGGUGGCUUCUACCAAGCAUGCCCUAAGGCUCUUGUCUCUUCAUAAAGGGAAAAGAGGAGGUUUUUUGAAAAUCUGAUUAGUGACAGGGUCUGCAAUAAGGUUGGACUGGUUUUUAAGAAGUAGAUACUGAGCAAUAAGGUCAUUUGGAUGAAAGUUAUAAUUAAUUUAGAAAUAUCACUAUUGUCUGAAUGAGUUACUGAAAAAAUUUUUUACAAACACAGAAAAUGAAUAUAAUUAAGGAUAAUAGAAAAAUAAAAUUUAAAAAUAACAUUAUAAAUAAUCCUAAUGAGAAGGAUGAACCUUGUGCAUUUUGUGUGAUUAUUUGGAAAAUAAUGUCACACUAUGUUACAAAACUGAUGAAAUAUGUACAAACAGUUUUUCUAAUUCUUCUUCUCUUCUCUUCUUUAUGCUUUCAUUGAGCCCUUAUAUUUAUUCAAUGUCCCCAAAUGCACCUGAGGCUACUAUCGCCAACCUGGAUCGUUCCAGCUCCCCCAAAAUGGGCGGUAUUGCCCACUUUGGAAAUCACUGGUCUAAGCAGUUGGUUAAAUUAAUUAAAUCAACCAUUAAAUUUUGGAAAACAGUUUUGCCAGUGUACUUCAAGCUACAUUUACAUAGAAUUAAUGAUGUAUUUAUAAUAAAUUUAUUGCAACUAUUUUAUUUUUAGCUAUUUGAUAAUUUAAAUUCAACAUAUGGGGAAAGAAUUUGUGUGAGUAUUAAAUGAUUGAAAACAAUUGUUUAGAAGGUAAUUGAUUCUGUUUUUGUUUGUUCUCAACAUAAAUAAUUAAGUAUAAAAAACUUGCCUUUUCUAAGAUGACCACAGCCGAGUGAAAAUUUCAGGAGAGAGUGAUUAUAUUAAUGCAAGUCUGAUUGAAGUACCAGAAGCAAACAGAAAAUACAUUCUUACACAGGUAAAGGAGAUGGUGUUCAAUCAUGGGAGAGAUUCUCUGCUGGUUAAAAGUUGUCAUAAGCAAUUAAAAAAAAAAACUAUAGUAGAUUUCUUGAGUUUUCAUUCAGACUUUACCAAUGUUAUCUAAGGUCACAUCCAUAUCAAUAUCAAGAAGAAAUUACUUUAAAUCAAUUGGUUACAACUCAUCACACAAACAUUUACAUAAAAAUAACCCAAUAACUUCAGUUUCAAACAAAUGCGCUUAGUUGUUAGCAACUGUUCUUAAAUCACUCUGGGGUGGGGGGGGGGGGGCUUAGAGUCAAAACAAGGUUCUCACAUUUUUGAAGGGAAUGGGGUGAUUGAGAACUUAUUGACUACUUGCUUUGUUUAUUAACAUACAAACAUUUACAUAAAAAUAACCCAAUAACUUCAGUUUCAAACAAAUGCGCUUAGUUGUUAGCAACUGUUCUUAAAUCACUCUGGGGUGGGGGGGGGGGGCUUAGAGUCAAAACAAGUGUCUCACAUUUUUGAAAGGAAUUGGGUGAUUGAGAACUUAUUGACUACUUGCUUUGUUUAUUAACAGUUCAAUUAAAGAAAAUGCCCUUUUACAAUGUUUUCAUUUUGUGCCUGGAAUGUAGAGACCCGUGAACUAAAGUUAUAUUUGAGCAAAAUCUGAGAUUUGCUGCUUAUCUUGAAUUGGAGAUACAAAAAGUCAGUUAAUUAUGUUAAUUAUUAUAUUACAUGUGGCCUAAUAAUUAAAAUAUGCAAAUAUAGUUCAUAGAAUAUGAAUUCCUGGUACAAUCAUAUAUAUUCUUUAUGCUGGAAUAUUUAGAAUCAAGACAUGGUAAAAAGUAAAUACUAUAAGUAUAAUGUACAGCAUUUGAAACAUGAAACUGGUUAUUUUUGUAUAUAUUUUUUGUUAUUGAACUCAAAACACAUCUAUGACAUUAAAAAAACUUGUACCAUAUUCUUUUCCUUUGUAUUUUUUGUACUGCUCUACAGUCAUUUAAGUUUUCUAAGCAGUAUGGUUGUUUUUUAUUUUUUUAUUUGGCCUAUAGUCAUAUAAUUUCUUAACCAAAAAUACUUGUCUCUUUUAGGGCCCUCUUGAGCAUACAAUGUGUGACUUUUGGCAGAUGACUUGGGAGCAAGAGACUCGAGCAAUUGUUAUGUUAAAUAGAGUGGUUGAGAAGGAAACUGUAAGUCAAAUACACAUGCUUCAUUAUUCUUUUCUACUCUCUAUAAGGUUAUUGAUUCUAUUUAUAUUUAACUUCAUUUUUAAGUUUAAUUAUAUCCCACAGUGGAUGCCUACUUUGCCUGGCUAUAUUAUAUUUUUAUGCCUAAAACUUUUCAUUUGCUUUUGGUUUCAUUAAAGAUAACAUGUCUUUUUGACAGUUUCUUAAAACUUCCUGUUUAGUUUUUCUUAUUGCCUUGAAACUUGAAGCUAUUUUCUAUUCACCACCUUUUUACAUCGAUAGUUUUGCAAACUUCAAGACAUUUUAAUUUUCAAAACCAUUAAUAGAAAUAUCUAACACAAUAUAUUAUCUUCUGGUGAACAGCUGAAAUGUUCACAGUAUUGGCCACUUGGCUCAGAUUAUGGAUAUGAGGAAGAAAUGUAUUUUCCCGAAUGUGGAAUUAAGGUUACAUUAUCGGGAGAGCAAGAUUAUCAGCAUUUUACACUCAGGACAUUGGAACUCGAAAAGACAGAGGUAAUUAACAUUAAUUAAUGUUUAAAUUAAAUGGAUUUGCUUCAAAGAAAUGGAUUCUAAAUAAUUAUUGGAAUGUGAUUGAAUAUAAGAAUAAUCCAGCAAUAAUCCAGCAUUGUCUUGCAUCGUUGCCUGGUCAAGUGGUGUGAUUUUCCCCUCCAUGGGAUGCUCACUUGCUAGCCUUUAUUUUUGUAAAAUCUUUGAUGCGGUAAAACAUCCAGAAUUAUCUCUACUUUGAGUCUUAAGUUGAUUGUAAUGUAUCACAAAGUAACCAGAACCUAGAUAAAUAAAUCUUUAUGGUUUUUGUUGGGCAGUUCUAAAAAUCCUAUUUUCCACUCUGAAAUUUCUGUUAGUGCAGGUGAAUGUUACUAAAUGUUUUAUUUUUGAUUAUUUAAAAAAAAAUCAAUUGGAACUUUUAGUUCAAAAUUUAUCCCUAAAUUUCUUACUAAUAAAAUCUGUUGGAAAAUAAAGAAAAAAUAUCCCUUUCAUCAAAAUUAAAGCUAAAUAUCUUUAAUAUACAUUUUUUGCCAAAUAACUGUAUCCUGAAAUACAAAAAAAAAUAAUGGAUACUAAUAAAAUAGUUCAUUUUUUUAACAUACUAUAUUAGAAAAAACAAUUUUACACAUUACUGAUAAAAUGGUUCAUUUAUUUAUCAUACAAUUUGAGAAAAACAAUUCUACACAUUUAGCAUUAUGCAAUAUUUUAUUAACAAUUUGAAAUUUAAUGUUGGAUGUUAUGAACUGGAUUGUUGAGUGGGAUGUUGGUGAACCACUAAGUAGCACUGCGCUUGCACCUCUAACUCACAUUAUAGUAGCAUACCGGUACCAUUAUAGUUACACCACUUAGUAGCAUUAUAAUUGCACCACUAAGCAGCACCAUAGUUGCAUCACAAACUAACACUACAGCUGCACCACAAACUAGCAUUAUAGUUGCACCACUAAGUAGCAUAGGAUUACAGUUUUACCACUAAGUAGCCUUUAUAGUUGUAUCUCUAAGAUCACUAUAGUUGACCCAAUAAGUAGCACAAUACUUGCACCACUCAGUGCUCAGACAGGAUGAACUCCAAGACCCACAAUAACUUCAAGUUAAAUGUUUCACUAAAUUUUGUUUAAAAACUUGUUUUUUAUUUUAUUUUUAACGUAAAUAUUGCAAUUAAUUUCAACAGUCUGGAGAAAAACGAGAAGUUCUUCAUUUUCAUUAUACAACAUGGCCAGACUUUGGGGUACCAUCAUCGCCUGUAGCCUUUCUCCAUUUCCUCCAUUGUGUGCGGCACACAGGAUCUCUAGAAACAAAUGUUGGCCCAGCCAUUGUUCAUUGUAGUGCUGGCAUUGGUCGUUCUGGAACAUUCUGCUUAGUUGAUUCCUGUCUUGUUUUGGUUUGUAGUGGCCCACAAUUUUUUUGUUUUAAACAACCAGAUAAUGUUGUAAUUAAAAAAAGAUUAAAAUUUGAUUCUUCUGCGUGAAUUUGAACAAUAAAAUAGUUUAAUAAAGAUUGCCUUUCAGUUGAACUAUAUCCAAUUAUGUUCAUGAAUAAUCUGUAUCCAUUAAAAUGACAUAGUUUAUAAUAAUGGAAAAAAUGUCAUUGACAUCACAUUUUUAAAAAUAAAUAUCAAAGUUAUAUCCUCUCACUCAUUUCAACUUUGAUCGCUAGCAAUUAAAUACCAGCUUAUUCACUGAAAAUUUUCAACAUGGCGUAGGAGUCAUUUAUUUUCCAACCUUAUAGAAAUGUAUAUUUGCUGUUAUUUCUAUUAAUUUUCACAAUCUAUCUAUCUUUUUUCUCAGGUGGAGAAUACAGGCAGUUUAAACAGCAUCAACAUUAAAGAGAUGCUUCUGCACAUGCGCUCCUAUCGCAUGGGUCUCAUCCAAACAUAUGAUCAACUAAGAUUUUCUUAUCUCGCCAUCAUUCAAGGUGCUUAUGUCAUCCUCAACGGUGGUGGACUCAACAGUCUUCAGGUAUCUCCCCUAGACUGAUAUUUAAAGCCUUUUUUCAAUGAUUCCCUGGAAAAACAUGUACUUGGGUAACAAAGGCAUUAAGACAAAGGACAAUAUAUGGGCUUACAGCUUGUGGCCAUAAAUCAUAGCUAUGUCAAUAAUUUCUGGCAAAUUUCCCUCACAACAAUAACUCCUCCCAUGACCCACGUUAACUCAUUCCCGUAGGUUGAGACUAAAUGCGUCCUUUAAGGGUUUCGACGGAUGCGUCCAAAUGCAUCCUGGCGCCCUGUCCAAAUACAUCCUCACACAUAGUGAAACACCUCUCUUGUUUUUAGUUCAAUAGCAAUGAAAUCUCGCAUUCCUUGAGACUUCCAGCGAUGCCCUGAUUUGCAUGAUUUCAAUUUAAAAACCGGAAGUUUCUAUCUUUUUUCACUUUUAAACUUCGUGGGCUUUAGUAUGGCGCGUCUAUAUAUAGCAUGUGUUUGUCGGACGUGCCAAAAAUCGAUUUUUUGGUUAUUAUUCAUAAGUUUUUCGCCACUGAUGUUAUAUGUUUAUUAAGCAUUAUUCAUUUUUUAAUGCAUUUGACCGUAAUUCAUUAACUUUUUAAAAAUAUUUAGCAGCUUGAACAUUUUUUUUUACAAAUGUAAAUCGAUUGCAAAAUGUAGCUACUUCCCUUCCUCGGGCAUAUAAAUUAAGUACAGAAGUAGCACUGCCAUAAGAAAUGAGUUAAGAGACUCUCCCAUAUUAAAAACUUUCUUAAAAGGAGGCUGCUAAAACAAAAAAAACAACUUACAAACAAAUAAAUUGACCAGCCGCAGCCAACAUAAAAAAAUACUUAAAAUUAGCUCUGCAACCUUUUUUCACUCACAGAACACCUAGUCCAGGGGUCUCAAACUCAAAUUAUCCGGGGGCUGCAGAUAUUGUUAAGUCUGAGUGAGACUUGGCCGCAUUAAGUAUUCCACAAAAACACCUAUGACAAAUUCAAUUAAGUACAACUGUUACAAUCUGCUAAUUAAUAACAAAUAAAAACAUUAAGGGUUCUCAAGAACUAGGUUUCACUUACUUCCUCCUACUCCUUAUUGCCAGACAUCUGGCAGCACUUCAUCUUACACAGCUGAGCAAAUUUGGCUUGAGUGAUGAAGCAACUGAGACCCUCAAUAUAGCUUAAAGAUGCUCAUCAGUAAGUUGGCCCUGAACUUUGACUUGAUCUGCUUGAUCAACCUGGAAAUCUCAGGGAAGGUGGAGGGCAAGCUUGUCAGUUUUUCCAUUCACCUCCCUGAACUUAGCCUUGAUUUCAGAAUGGCACUGAAGAUCAAUCAGAGACCUGUUUACCCUAAAACUCUUAAAAUCGUACAAUAUCAACACAAAAUCGUUCAAUACAUUAUCUUAAUAGUAAGAAAAUAAACAUACAGUAUAUGAGUAUAUGUAAUGUAUGCACCUAAAAAUGGUACACUGUAAUGCCAAAAUCGUAAGAGUAAACAGGUCUGCAAUCAGCUCUAUUUGAAGCGCUAAAAAAAUAAAAAGGAGGGGGGCAUCUUCCUCAUUGAGGGAGAAAGGGUCAUCAAAAAUUUGAAAAGUGUCUCUGUGUUUUAAAGUCUGCAAACCUGUAAUCAAAUUCGAAAUUUGAAAAUGUUUGUCUCCUAAAAUCUAUAAAAUAAAAACUUUUUGUCCGAUUUUAAAAAAGGUUUUUACCAUUGUAAUCAACGCCCAAAUCUAUAAAAACAUAAUACAUAAUAGAAAUCACAAGACUAGUCGGUGAGAUUCAACUGAAACCGUCGCGGAGUGUCACAUUAUAGAUAUGAGAAUGGGUAAAACUCGUGGGCCACAUUAACACUGAACUUUUUUUCAGGUAUCGGGCAGGAAAAUAUCAUCUUGCGGGUUGCAAAUGGCCCGCGGGACACAAGUUUGAGACCCCUGACCUAGACCAUUCCCAGAUUUCUGCGACACACCAUAAUUUAAUUAACAUGUUUUGAAAACUACAACGGAUUGACCGUUGUUAACACGUAGCAAAAUGUUAAAUGUUUUUUAAAAAUUUCUCAAAUAAGUGAAAUGAACAUGAGUAAUUAGAUCUUUUCUACAAAGUGAUAUAGCAUAGAGUAGUUGUUCACUCUUUAAGCUUGAAUAUCAGUAGAAAAGAAUAAUGGGAAAAAUAAAUAUUUAAAAAAUUGCAUGCACAAUUAAUAAAAUUUAAAGGUUUAAAUUUAAAAAUAACUAAUUAACCUUUCAGGCUCUUUUGCUGAGAGCAAAAUAAGCCACUCAAAAAUAAAAGAAACCAAUAUUUAAAAAAUAAAUAAAAUGUGACAUGAUAAACAUGUGUUUGACUGUGUCAACAAAUGAGAUGCAAGAUCUUUGGUACCCUCAGACCUCACUGUGUUUGUUUUCAUUUAUCGGUGAUGAAAUGUUAAAUCUGUAGUGCACAAAAUUUAAACAACCGGCAACAAACACCUGGUCGAGGUAUGACACAGUACAGGCGUGAAAAGCAUGGGAUCAAAGGCCAAAGUGACAGGGAAAAAAUAUAAUCUCCGCUUUAGACACAGAUGUACUGUGCAAUUUGACUUAAAACAUUUGACAGCUUUUUAUUCAGCCAAUCAUUGUCCUCUACUCUUUGUUUGAACAAAUUUAUAUCCUCUUUGCGUGCUUUUCAUCCUCUUGAAGGAAUUUUGCAGCACCACACCUAGCAUCUUCUCAUAGCAUAUCCAUUGUAGAGCUCUGCUUUAAGAUAUUGUAUCUAAAAAUGUGAAUGUGUUACUUAGAAGCAGGAGUUAAAAAUAAAAUCCACUUAUUCUGAGCAUUUUAAAACAUCAAUGACUAUAUAUUUCUUACAUCUUUUUUCUGUUUCUCAUACAAUUAUUUUGCAUCCAUUUAUUUUUUAUUUUAUGAUUAGAGAGAAAUGAAACAGCUUAAAAAAGUGCGAACUAUGUAAUUUAGAGAUUGCAUUGGUUGUAUGAAGGAGUCAAAGCUAAGAUAGAAGUAAAGUUGGAAAGGAAUGUUAACGGAAGUGCAUGAAAUGUAAUUAAUGAAAGCCAGUAAAAGGAUGUAAUUUUGCUAUGUCACUUUGCCUGCCAAGCUUUGAUGACAUGUCCUUUUGGAUUGUUUAGAAACUAUCAUAUUUUCAUCCAUUAACAGAACCAUUUAGAAGGCCCCCCACCCCCACCUGAACGCACCACCAGUCUCCUUCCCAAGUUUGAAAUUCCCAGCGUGGAGAAUUUGUUACAGAAUAUAGAAAACCUGCCUCCCCCUGUCCCACCCAAGAAGAGCCCCCUCCAAAGACAAGCCGGUUGUUCAGGCUGGGACGGUGACCCGGAGGAAUCAUCAAAAAGAUGGUCAGAUGCAGAGAAUGAAGAUGAUGAAGAGUUUGAUAAGCUGAUUGACAGAGAUGAAGAUGUAGGGAGGGACAGCGAAGACAGCGACACUGAAAGGUAAAAACAAAAGUAUUUCUCUCCUUCUUUCUUUCAUUGGAUAAACAGUAGAAACCAAUUUGAACAAUUAGAGUACGUUCCUUCGAAGAAAGAUUUUCAGAUUUUGUGAAAGGGGUUACGUUACUAAAACAAGUCAUCACUUAGUGCAGGCUGCUUUUCAAAAGAUUAAAAAAAAAAAUUUAAAAGGAUUUUUAGGCUUUGCCUAUUCAAGCUGAGAAUAUGCUACUGCAAGUUAGGCUAGGUGACAUAGGCAAGGUUACUGUGACCAGUUAAGUCACAUGAUGCAAGUUAAGCUGUUAGACCAAGUUAGCCUAUGUUACACACUUAUUUAGUUAUUUACACAUGUAACUUACAAAAUCCUGUUCCCAAAUUUCUACCAAUUUAAAAAGUCACAUUGUUUUCUACAAACAAAAGGUUAUGUUGCUUGCUUACAUAAUACUCAUUCUUUUUAACAUUAUCAGGGCAGCAGAAAUACGACACAACAUCAGGGAGGAGAGGAAAAGGCAAACUCUGGAAAAGUUGCGCAAAAUGAAAGAACGUCAGCAGAAAAGCGAGCGGUGGAGGCCAUACAAACCCUAUUUUCGUUCUUCUAUUUAUUUCGGACUUGCCGUUCUUGUUGGUGUGGCUGGUGUCCUGGUGUACAAGUAUUUCCUGUAAAAAUAAUUCUCCAUACAAAGAUUGUUGAGCUCAGCUUGUGUCACUGUUGCUGUUGAAAACAUGAAGAAAAAACAACAACAAAAUGUUGUUGUUUUUUUUCAUUUCAUAUCUGUUAUUACAAAAGGCUAUUCAUAACUCAUAUGAAAAUAUAUAUAUUGAUAGUGUAUAUAUAUAUAUCUAUAUAUAUCUAUCUAUCAAAUUAUUGCCAUCAUCAAAGAAGUAUUAUGCUUCACUUUCUUCCCAAUCUGAGUGUUGUUGCUUGCAUUGUGAGGAAGGAUUUGUAUGUUGAUAUUCUUGUUAUCUUUAUUGUCAUCGUUUGCCAACAGGUUUUGACAGAUGAUCAGAGAUUUUUUUUCUACUUUGUCACUCCUACUUUCAUUUUGAAGGAAAUGUAACCGAAAAAAUAUAUAUCUGCAUAUUAAACUGCCGGAAUAUGUUUGAUUUUUGUCUCAUUAAAAUUGUUUUGUGCACCAGGACGACAAAUUAAAUUUAACCCUAACCCUA
Messenger RNA from Lymnaea stagnalis (great pond snail), 11877 nucleotides. NCBI's taxonomy places the organism in Eukaryota, Metazoa, Mollusca, Gastropoda, Lymnaeidae. The record is from the annotation of a GenBank genome assembly.